AUGCAAUCGCUGCCACGGGAUCGGCCCGAGGCUCGCCUCUGCGGGACCAACGGGAAGGAAGAGGAAGUCGACUCGGGGCCGAUGGAAGAGGAGUUUAAUUGGCAGGAACACAUGGAGGAGAUGGGGGCCACCGCCGCGCCGCACACCGCCUUCAAACACGUGGAGGUGAGCCUACAGAGCAGCUUCCAGCCCGGUAUGAAGCUGGAGGUGGCCAACAAGGGCGCCCCCGACACGUACUGGGUGGCCACCAUCGUGGCCACGUGCGGCCAACUCUUGCUGCUGCGCUUCAGCGGCUACGCUGCAUCCGGUGGGCUGGUGCGCCCGCAACCUCAAGACGCUGGCGCCGCCACAAGCCAUCGAGGAGAAACACGGCGACUGGACCGAGUUUCUGGUGGCCGACCUGACCGGCUCCAGGACUCCGCCCGCCAACUUGCUGGAGGGGCCGCUGCGAGGGAAGAACACGGUGGAUCUGAUCGUCCGAGGGGCCGUAUUGGAGCUGCGCGACGCGUCGGACCCUUUCGUAUAUUGGCCGGCGCGCGUGGUCCGCAACGUGGGCGGCCGCCUGCGUCUCCGCCUCGCCGGGCUGUCGGACGAGCACCGGGCUCGGGACGCCUGGCUUUUCUACUUGGACGUCCGGCUGCGGCCGUUUGGGUGGGCGGGGGAGAACCGGCUGGCCUCGGAGCCGCCCGCAGAAUGGCGCGCCCUGAAGAGCGCCGCCGAUUGGCAGCGAGCUUUGGAAGACGCCCGGCGAGACGCCGAGACCCGCGCCGUGCCGCUCGAAGUGUUCAAGGACCACACGGACCUGCCCGCGCACGGCUUCGAGUUGGGCGUGAAGCUCGAGAUGCUUUUUCCGUGGGAGCGCUCGCGGAUCUGCCCGGUUACGGUCACCGAGGUCUUCAACGAGCACUACUUUCAGGUGACGGCGGACGACCUCUCGGGCGACGCCGAGCCGCGUUCGGCCUUGUGCCACGCCAACUCGGCGGGCAUCGUGCCCGUCCAGUGGUGCCUGAAGAACGGGGCCGUUCUAGAGAGGCCGCCCGGCUACCCGGAUCAGGACUUUGACUGGGCCGACUACCUGAAGCGGUGCGGCGCCGAAGCCGCGCCCGACACCUGCUUCUCUAACACGUGGCGGACGCGGGCCUUCGCGGAGGACACGUGGCUAGAGGCGGCGCACCCGGAGAGGCCGGAUGAGAUUUGCGUCGCCCGGAUCACUCGCGUUCGAGGACGCUUCCUCUGGCUGCGGCUAGAAG
Messenger RNA from Corythoichthys intestinalis (scribbled pipefish), 1250 nucleotides. It is a transcript of the gene sfmbt2, whose product is annotated as Scm like with four mbt domains 2. The record is from RefSeq and is a predicted model, not a curated record. Gene Ontology annotation, molecular function: chromatin binding; histone binding. The transcript has 10 exons. Gene Ontology annotation, cellular component: nucleus. Gene Ontology annotation, biological process: negative regulation of DNA-templated transcription. NCBI's taxonomy places the organism in Eukaryota, Metazoa, Chordata, Actinopteri, Syngnathiformes, Syngnathidae. Bases 1 to 1062 code for a protein of 353 amino acids.